GUCAAAGAAUGAGCCAGCGGAUGGCGCUGCCCACGGACUCGCUCGGUUCUCUGGGCCUUCAGCCAGCUUUGCAAUGUAGAUUGUUGAAUAAAAUUUGUGACGUGGAGUUGGGGAGUAAUUCCUUGUUGGUGUGCUUCGGUGUUGCAAAAAAUUACUUGACGAUUGAAAUCAUCAAUAAAGGAUGUCUAGUGUUUUAGAGAAAACAUUAAGUGGCUUAGUGAACAGCCUUCUUGGGCCAGCGGGAUCAAAAGGGACAGUCAGUCAAGGUCUAGUUGGAGUGCCUGGACUAAAGAAUGUCUCUCUUGGCCUUAUUAGUUUUGUGGAGAAGCUGCAGGCAGCAAAGAGAAUAUCAAAACAGGAAGAAGACCACUGUUUGGAGCAUGAAAGCAAGGAAUGGAUGAAGCUAUUAUCCAGCCCUGGAGUAUGCAGUUCUCUUGUUGCUGAUAUACUAUGCCGUGCCCUAAUUGCUCAUGUUCAUGGAUAUCCUCUCCCAAGUCUCCAUAUCCAUGCUAUCAAGUUAACUCAGAGCUCAGAAGUUUUAUACAAAAAAAUGGGAUAUUUGUUUGUCAGUCAGUCCCUUGGUCCUGGAUCAGAGUUAACCCUUCUGCUAGUAAAUACAGUGCAGCGGGAUUUGACAGCACCCAGUGUUCUGCAGGUUGCAGCUUCCAUAGCUGCAUUACCAGUAAUCAUAACACCUGAUUUGACGCCUGCUAUCAUUACCCCCCUUACACAUUGUCUUGCUCAUCAACAGGCAUACAUCAGGCGUCGGGCAGCAGUCAUGAUGGGUGUAAUGGCCAAGAGAUGUGGGGAAGAACUUUUCAGUACUGCUGGAGACCAAAUACCACAUCUCCUUCACUUGCUAACUAAUCAUGAUCCUGGAGUUGCACUCUCUGCAAUCAUGUCUUUAGCCAAAGUAUAUAAGGCAUGUGGGCAGCAAAAGCUUGACCUGCAUGAUCAAGUUGCAAAAAGUGCAUCACAUAUGCUUGCACAGGCAGUUAAUGGUGCUCUUCCAAGAGACUAUCAAGUCAAUGCUCUGCCAGCCCCAUUUGUUCAGAUCCAGAUGAUGAGAGUGUUGCAGUUGUUAUCGGACAGAGAGUGGCAGCCACCCAAGGAAGUAAUUGAAGCGUUACAUUUGGUUUUGGGUCAGCCAUGGGGUGGAAAAGAAGUUGCUCUCUAUUCAGUACUGCUAGAAUGUGUUUUCACUAUUACAACUAUGCCAUACCAUGAUGCUUUGGUCACCAGCGCUCUUAAGGUUGUACUAGGGUUCUUGAAGAGCAGUAAUGUAGACCUGAAGUACGUGGGUCUCAAAGCAUUGGCAAGUGUGUUUUCUGUGCUUGAGGAAGCUCUCACGCCAAGUCAUCUUGAGGCAGUCUUGGAUUGCCUUUAUCACUCAGAUAAAAAUCUUCAGGCAAAAACACUGAGGCUGCUCUGUGCAAUGGCGAAUACACAUAAUUAUCAGGCUGUGUGUUCAACUUUAUUGGAGUUCUGUGGACGAACCGAAGGACAGAUGACCCAAAAAGCAAUUCUGGAAGAAUUGUCAUCAAUUUUAGCCAAAUACUGUCGAGAUGUAAUGUGGUGUGUGGAUUUCGUCACACCUCUGAUUAUUGGUUCAUUGAUUCCAGAGAAAAGCUUGACUGAUACCAUUGUACAUGUUCUUGAACUGGGAUUUAAUGAAGGAUUUAGCGAAGAAAAGAACAUAAAGUCAACAACCGAAGCAUCUCAAGAAUUACUUCUGAAAAUAUUCAGCAAAGAAAAGUUGUCUUUGGUUUAUAUAAAUCUUAUAGCUUCAGUUCUAAAUUUGCAGUAUUCUAGAGAUCCCAAACAAGUUUCCAAGUAUUUUACAGACUUAUUUCUAGAAAAACUUUUACCUGAAAGUAACUUGAAUGAAAAAGAUGUUUCUGUAUUUAAGUGCCUUAAGAAUAUUGGACUAAAUGAUGAGAUGGUUCGUUUAGAUAUUAUUUGUUAUUUACAAACAAUUAUAAAAAGCAACAAUUUUGGUCUUAUUUUCAGAGAAUUAGCCAAUGACAUUUGUUUGUGGCUGGGUUAUCCAAAUUUGAGUGUACAGGUUAUCAAGAACCAAGAUAAUAUCUUAUGCCAAAAAGCACAAACAGAUUUAACUUUAAGCUUUCUAGAUGAUUAUGUUAUUGAAGCUCUUGAGGGUGGUGCUAUUCCAUUUAAACCAUUUAGUGUUUCCCAGAAUAACUCUAGUUUUGAGGAAAAGGCCAAUAAUGGAUUUCAUGAAACAUACCUGAGUACAUCCACUGUACCAAGCGUGGCAUCUGAUGACGCUCAGUCAUCUGCUCCCUCAACAAGUACUCACCUGACAGCCAGCACAUCUGUGAAUAAUGCCAUCUUGAGCAGAAGUAUGCUUGCUUGUGGUAAACGGAUGUGGAGUAACGAAGGUCGAAUUCAGCAGAAGUUAGAAGGGGAAGCAUCUGUGGGAUCCACCGCUGAUUUUUCCUUGAAGUCAGUUGGCCAGAAUGGGAAUAAUUUCCCAUUGAAUGAUGAUGAUGAAAAUGAUGACAUGACAGAAGUUAGUGUUGAACUAGCAGAUGAAGCACAAGAGGACAAACAGAAAGAGCAAGAUACCUUAUCUCUACAGAGGUCACAGUUGACCCAAGCAUUACUAGCUGGUCUUGGUAUGACAAAAUCAAAGUAAAUAAUACCAGUAGUUUUAUAUGGGAAGUUGCAAUGCAUUAAUGGUGUCCUACAUUAAGUGUUGCAUUAUAUUGUUUGUUUUUAUGUCACCUACCUUGGUAUUUCAUAACUUUUUUUACCCAUAUGACAGUAGGAACAUGUACUGACCACUAUAAAUUUACUGGAGUAUUUUUUCACAUAAUUGUGCAAGUAUAUAGUCAUGAAGGAGUCAAAUCCUACAGUCCUUCCUGAACCCACCUAUUUACCUUAUUCAUUGAAUUUUCGCUAAGAAUUUUUUUAUCAUUGUUUGGUGAUGGUGAUGAUGAUGAUGAUGAUGAUGAUGAUGAUGAUAAUAAUGAUGAUUACUACUACUACUACUACCACUACUACUUCUGCUAUUAUUAUUACUACUAUUAUUAAUAUUGUUAUUAUUAUUAAUAAUAACAUCAAUAUUAUUGUCAAUGUUAUUGUUAUUGUUACUAUUAUUAUUUUAGUAUUAUUACCAUCAACAUCAUCAAUCACCACCACUAUCAAUCAUCACCAUCACCACCACCAUCAAUCAUUACCAUCACCACCAUCAGUCGUCAUCAUCAGUCAUUAUCACCAUCAUCAUCAGUCAUCAUCAUCAUUAUCAUCAUUGUAAUUGUUAUUGUUAUUAUUACUGUUAAUAUUACAUUAUCAUUGUUAUUAUUGUUUUCAUUACCAUAAUUAUUUUUUUAAGGUUAUUGUUAUUAUUACUGUUAUCAUUGUCAUUAUUAUUAUUAUUAUUAUUACUGUUAUUAUCAUCAUCAUCAUCGUCAUCAUCAUCAUCAUCAUCAUCAUCAUCAUCAUCAUCAUCAUCAUUAUUACUAAUGACAAUGAUGGUGUAGAUGUCAGGGAGCCAUCUUUGUGUAAAGAGAAAAAAAGAAAAAGAAAAUUCCACAGUUAGUGGGCAUGGCUAAAUCCAUUCCUUGCGUUAUUGGGUUAAACGGUAUCUUUUGAUAUGCAGUAACACAAGCGCUGUGUAUUCUAAAUAUAAAUAUUUUUAACCCAUUUGUGACAGGCAUGUCACAUAUCAAUGCCAUGCCUACUGUGAGUUUAUUUGUUUAAUUGUUUUUGCACGUAGAUGGCUACACUUGUACUAAAAUCACCAAUGAGCCAAUUACGAGUACUGCCUGUCUUGUUUGUUAUCUUAUUUUGCUAUUACUAAUGUUUAUAACAUUAUAGUAAUUAUAAAGUUUAUAAUGAAAAUAAUACCAUCGACAUUCAGAGCACUAGUAAAAAAUACAUUGUCCCGCUAAUUCAAGGAGAGGUGAAAUCAGGUAAGGCAGAGCCAUCUAUGUGUAGAGACAUUUCACAAAAAAUAUAAAAAAUGAGCACAGCAAUUUCCCCAUUUUUUAUUCAUUUUCCCCGGCGGUAAUGGUUAAUGUGUAAAUUUUGUUUAAUAUAUCCAUAUUGUUUCUUUUUUCAAUUUCUCCCUGUAGAUAGGUCAGAAAAAGAAUAUUCCUAAAGGUGUCACACUUUUUAUUUUUCAUUUUUCAUGCAGUAGUUUGCACUUUGAAAAAUAAAUAAGUAAAUCAGUAUUGGCCCAUAUAAGGGAUCUGACAUCUUUGACGAUUCAUUACGGGGGCAUUAUGUAUUUCUAGUAAAAUCAAUUAAAAAUGAAUAUUUGACAACACAAUUAAAGCGGAAAUAAAUCAGAGCCAUGACUGAUUAUGAGAGAGAGAGACAGACACAUACACAGACACUGACAGGCACACACAGACAGGCACUGAAGGUCCCCUGUGAUCUAGAUAUGGGUUGCAACCUUCAGAAAAUUUAGAACACCAAAUAUGGAGGAUUUCAAUUGUACCCCUAUUUUUAUUGACCAGGUAUUUGAUGAAUUCUCCAUGGGUAUGUAAGAAGGCUUGGGGGCAUAACUGAGAGCCAGAUGAGCCUUUAAUUUCCUGUUGAAAGUAAUGAGGUUGAGAUGUUUCUAAUAUUUUGUGAUAGGUUGUUCCAGAUCUUGGUUUCUCGGAUUUGCAUUUGCCUUGACCCAGCUUCCAUGUAUGACCUUUUAACGUGUAGAGAGUUAAUCUGUCUGGUUUGCAUGUCGGUUUUGUUACAAAUUGUAUAAUUAUACAUGUCAUAUGGAUAUUUUUGUUGAACUUGUAAUCAAUUCGACUUGGUUACAUGGGUGGUUAUGUGUUGAUGUUUAUUUAUAUUGCCUAGUGUCAUUAUUGUGUUAAAGUAUUAGUUUUUAUGCUUUUUGUAUUGGAGUUUUGUUGGUUGAGCCCCAUAUACUGGAACAGUAGUUUAUAAAGCUGAGUGCAAGGGUUUGUACAACAGCAAUUCUCGUAUCAUUUGGAUUUUAUUUUUAUGUGAUUAAGGUAAAACAGUGUGCCCAUUAUUAUUACAUUUUUAAAUGUCCAUGUUUGUUUCAAAAAUCAUGAAUUUCUCUAGUUGUACUCUUACAUUGUUAACCCAUUCGCAAUGGGAAAAAAUGAACAAAAAAUGAGGAAAAUGCUGUGCUCAUUUUUUAUAUAUAUUUUUAAAAAUGUCUCUACACACAGAUGGCUCUGCCUUACCAGAUUUCACCUUUACUUGAAUUGGGGGGAAAAUGUAUUUUUUACUAGUGCUAUGAAUAUCGAUGGUUAUUUUUAUUAUUAACAUUAUAAUUACUAUAAUGAUAUAAACAUUAGUAACAGCAAAAUAAGAUAACGUAAAAUAUUUUUGUAAAUUAAAGAAAAGGGUAAACAGGCGAGACAGGCAGUACAAGUACAAGUGUAGCCAUCUAUGUGUUAAAACAAUUAAACAAGGAAACUCACAGUGGGCAUGUCACAUAUACUUGACACCCAGAGCGAAUGGGUUAAUGGGAAUGCUUGGUUUAUUGUGUUUGUGGGGAUUUAUCAAGAUUUAGUUUAACCCCUUGGUGCCGGGUAUGACGUGUAUGUACGUGCUAUGCCCGCCGUGAGUACUUGUUUGAUUGUUUUUACGCAUAGAUGGCAACACUUGUCCUAAAUCACCAAUGAGCCAGUUACAAGUACCGCCCGUCUCGCCCGUUUACCCGUUUCUUUGAUUUACGAAAUAUUUUACAUUAUCUUAUUUUGCUGUUACUAAUGUAAAAAAACAUUAUAAAAAUUAUAAUGUUUAUAAUAAAAAUACACACCGCCGAUUUUCAUAGCACUCGUGAAAAAUACGUUUUUCCCGCCAUUUCAAAUCAGGCGCUAGCAGAGCCAUCUAUCGACAGACAUGUCACGAAAAACAGAAAGUGGGCACAGCAUUUUCUCCAUUUUUUGUUCAUUUUCCCCGGCAGCAUUGGGUUAAGGCCAUUGCUAUCAAAAUACAUUCUUGCUUCUGUAAGAGUCUGUUGGGUAUUUCGUUGAUGAUUAUAAUUUAUAAGAUCGGGUCUAAUAUGGAGCCUUUUCGGACACCAAGACAUGACAUAUUGUUGAUUGACUGCCUUCUUGUCGAUAGAUAAGUUCUGAACCAGCAGUUGUCAGUUCCAUGAUUUUUCAUUUUGUUAAGCAGGAUUUCAUGGUUGAUACUAUUAAAUGCUUUUGACUAUAGAUUUAUUUGAUUAUUUGUCUGUUGUCAUAAAGUUUAUUUGCAAUUUUUGAUAAUGCUGCUUCCUUAAAUUGCUUACAUCUAAAGCUAUGAGGUGAUUGGAUUCUAAGAAUAUUGACAGUUGAACUGAAAUUUUUUUUUCAA
This is a messenger RNA of Penaeus indicus, 6306 nucleotides long. RefSeq names its product AP-4 complex subunit epsilon-1-like. Bases 182 to 2659 code for a protein of 825 amino acids. NCBI's taxonomy places the organism in Eukaryota, Metazoa, Arthropoda, Malacostraca, Decapoda, Penaeidae. Gene Ontology annotation, biological process: vesicle-mediated transport; intracellular protein transport. Gene Ontology annotation, molecular function: cargo adaptor activity. Gene Ontology annotation, cellular component: membrane coat; AP-4 adaptor complex. The record is from RefSeq and is a predicted model, not a curated record. The transcript is spliced from 11 exons.